GAAGGGAAGGUGGCAUAGGCGAUGUGGCCGACCCUGCGUUACUUAGGCACUGCCUGCGGUCUGGCUCGAUGUCGCUUUGCUGGAGGUUUCCUCCCGUCAAGCGAGCGGAUGCCUGGGGGGCCGGAGCUGCUGUGCUGGGGUGGCCGUAGCUUCAGCACUAGCUCAUUUGAUAUAGUCAUUGUCGGUGGCGGAAUUGUGGGGCUUGCCUCUGCCAGAACACUCAUCCUGAAACACCCCGGACUUUCGAUUGGUGUUGUGGAAAAGGAGAAAGAUUUAGCUCUUCACCAGACUGGGCGGAACAGUGGGGUCAUACAUAGUGGAAUUUACUACAAACCCGAAUCCCUGAAAGCUAAACUGUGUGUAGAAGGCGCAGCCCUCAUCUAUGAGUACUGUAAGCUCAAGGGAAUUCCCUACAGGCAAUGUGGCAAGCUAAUAGUAGCUGUUGAGCAAGAAGAAAUCCCCAGACUUCGGGCCCUGUAUGAGAGAGGUCUGCAGAAUGGAGUCCAAGGCUUGAGACUGAUCCAACAGGAGGAGAUAAAAAAGAAGGAACCAUAUUGCAGGGGUCUAAUGGCCAUUGAUUGUCCAUAUACUGGCAUUGUGAACUAUCAGCAGGUAGCUUUGUCAUUUGCCCAGGAUUUCCAAGAUGCUGGUGGCUCUAUCUUGAAAGAUUUUGAAGUAAAGGAUAUUGAAAUCGCUAAUGAAAGCCCUUCCAGAAGUAAGGAUGGGAUGAACUGUCCAAUCGCUGUCAGGAAUACUAAGGGAGAGAAGGUUCACUGCCGCUAUGUGGUGACAUGUGCAGGGCUUCACUCAGACCGUAUUUCAGAGUUGAGUGGCUGCAAUCCCGAUCCUCAGAUUGUCCCAUUCCGGGGAGAUUACCUGCUCUUAAAGCCAGAAAAGGGCUACCUUGUCAACGGGAAUAUUUAUCCGGUCCCGGAUAGCCGCUUCCCUUUCCUUGGAGUUCACUUUACACCAAAGUUGGACGGCACUGUGUGGCUCGGGCCAAAUGCAGUGCUCGCCUUCAAGCGGGAAGGUUACAGACCCUUUGACUUCAGUGCCAGAGAUGUUAUGGAAAUAAUUCUCAAGAGUGGUUUCCUUAAAAUGUUGCUUCAGAAUUUCUCGUAUGGAGCAAAUGAAAUGUAUAAAGCCUGUUUUCUCAGUGAGACAGUGAAGCACCUUCAGAAGUUCAUCCCUGAGAUCACCACCAGCGAUGUGCUUCGAGGCCCAGCUGGAGUGAGGGCCCAGGCCUUGGACAGAAAUGGAAAUCUGGUAGACGACUUUGUGUUUGAUGGAGGAGCUGGGGAGAUUGGAGACCGUGUUCUUCACGUGAGAAACGCGCCUUCUCCUGCCGCCACUUCUUCCCUGGCGAUCUCGAGGAUGAUUGCAGAGGAAGUGCAGCAAAGAUUUAAGUUAUGAAUGGCGGAGGGAGCUGUGUUUGCGUCCUAGUCCCUACACAAGCAGCAAGGAGCUGCCAGCUGUGUUUUUGAAUUAAAUUAAGAAGAUUAUUUUAAAACUAUACCUUUUAGGCUAAAAUAGCCAUCGACUUGUUAACAGGAUAUAGCAGAUAUAAUUUUUAAAAAUUCAGGUCCAUAUUCUUCUUCUUUUUUUUUUGGUUUUUCGAGACUGGGUUUCUCUGUGCUUUUUUGGAGCCUGUCCUGGAACUAGCUCUUCUAGACCAGGCUGGUCUCGAACUCACAGAGAUCCGCCUGCCUCUGCCUCCCAAGUGCUGGGAUUAAAGGCGUGUGCCACCACCGCCUGGCCAGGUCCCUAUUCUUAAGAACAAAGAAGCAAAGAGCAUCUGUACCUGUUCUGAAGCCUCGAGUUUGUUAGGGAUUUACCCAACCCGCUGUGAUUUAGGAAGGACUUGGGAAGGGGGCACAAAACAUGGACUGUUCCAUAUAAUAUUUAAUUUUUUUCCUGGAAAAAAUGUCAAAGUAUAUUGUAGGGCGUGACAUUCUUUUAAUCUGAAGAGUCUGAAAAGCUUAUAUUAUUUAGUGAGGUUUUUUUUAUCUGGAAACUGGAAAUGCUUGAUUUUAAAAUUAUUUUAAAAGGAAUACAUGAAAUUUUGUGUUUCUAAAUAGCAUAAACAAACCCAGCCCUUUGCUCUCGGUCUCUUUGUAAGUCUCUAAUGUCUGGUGUGGCAUCACGUGGUCUGCAGAGCAGUGUGCCUGUGUGCUUAUGGCCUACGCUACAGUUCCCUGUGGCCGAGAAGCGCAAGUCCCUGAAAGGACCGUGUUUUAUAAGAGCAUUUUAACUCCUGACACUGAGUGUAGCACUGUGUAAUUUUAACCAGUUAUUUAUUCCAUACUUCUGUCCCAGGAUCUUGGCCAGGAUUACUGAUAGUUCAUACCUACGUGGGUUUUCAGAGUUCCUAUAAACUUUGCGAGGACAUUUCUCCAUUUUUGGUUAAUAUCUAACUUGGAGGCAUUCACUUUUGUAAGCCGCGGAAGUGCCUUAUAUUCUCCAUAUGUACUUCAUGAGCUUGUAAGUUGGCGCCAAGUGCCGUACUGAAUACUCGUGUGCGCGUGUGUGUAGUGCCAUACUGUACUGUAUUGUGCAUGUGCAUGUGUGUCUUACAGUUCAGAACAUUGGAAAAUAGAAAUGUAAGUGAGAAACUGGCGACUUGGCCGUGGAAUCAGAGCCGGCCCUUAGGUGAGAGGCUUCAUUCGUCUCUCACGUGUGUUCUCUCAGGGUUCAUCUUUCAUCUUCCUCACCAACGCUGUGAUGGGGGCCUGAGAAGGCUGCGCAUAUUGAUAGGAAAACCUUUCCUUUUUUAUUUUCUCCCCACUCUGGCCCUUGGUGGUUACAUUUAUUAAGCCAUCUCAUCCAUUAAUCUGAAAGGAUACUUACUAUAAUCUUCAGUUCAAGAGGCAGCACAUCCCAGGUAAGUAGAUGAGGCAGUUAUGCAAGACAUGGGAUGGGCAUAUUGAAACAUUUAGAAAUCAUUUAUGGAGGCAACAAACCCUAAUGGUUCUCCAUAACAAUAGUUUUUCUACAAGGAAUGCCCCGCGUGGAGUGCUUCUCUGUUCUAAGACUUCUAAGGGAUAUAACAUUUCGUGAAGAUUAUUUUCCUUUUAGAUGUGGCGAGAGAAGUGUGCAAUGGUUCUCUUCUCCAUAGGCUGUGAGAGCUUGUGUGCACACGCUAAGCUGUGCACGACUAAAGUUACAAAAAUAACUGUCACAAUUGAAGCAUCCUUAUUCCAUCUGGGUAUGCAUUUAUGCUCCAAAAUAACAGAGACAAUUUUGGUGAAAUAUGUCAGUUAUUCUGCUUGUAAAAUAUUUGAUAUUUAUGUC
Molecule: messenger RNA, 3291 nt
Organism: Chionomys nivalis (European snow vole)
Lineage: Eukaryota; Metazoa; Chordata; Mammalia; Rodentia; Cricetidae
Gene: L2hgdh
Product: L-2-hydroxyglutarate dehydrogenase
Exons: 10
Coding region: 22-1413 (463 amino acids)
Molecular function (GO): (S)-2-hydroxy-acid oxidase activity; (S)-2-hydroxyglutarate dehydrogenase activity
Source: RefSeq, a predicted model, not a curated record